AUGAAGAUCUCCUUUAUCCAGACUCUUGCACUCUCUUUUUGCUUGUUGGACCCUGCGACCAAGGAAGUUGGCACAUCCAGCUUGGAAAAGUUUGCUCCUGGUGCUCUCUACCCCUUUGGUGAUCACAAGUUGAGUGACCUUGUGAAGGCAUUCGAUGCUGUGCCAAUUUCAGAUGCAAAGUAUGAUGUUAUCAAGCAUCACUGUGCAUUGUUGGUCCUCCAAAUGUUGUGUCACUUGGAGAUUCCUGUUAACCAGGAAAUGAAAGAUUGGGUGGGCGAUGAGCUCAUGAAGACGAACAAAGCUCGUGACCAUAUUGUUUCCCUUGCCCGUGACAGCAUCAACUUUGAGUUGCUUGGAAUUGCCCGCAAUGAGUCUACAGCGACUUCGAUUCGCACUUUGGUUGCCUAUGAUGCUGACAUAUUCUACUGUGCUGCUACGGAGAAGAAGCAGUUGAGUGCUCUGGUGCUAGCAACGUGUUUGGAUUUCUUUCGGCUUUUGGCGUUUUUGCUGUUGUGA
Messenger RNA from Seminavis robusta, 516 nucleotides. NCBI's taxonomy places the organism in Eukaryota, Bacillariophyta, Bacillariophyceae, Naviculales, Naviculaceae. The record is from the annotation of a GenBank genome assembly.